AUGACCACCAGGUACAUCCUCCAAGUGACUCUCCUGCUGUGCUUCUCCACCACAACGCUUUCCGGGAGCUACAACUUGCUUUAUUUCCAACAAAAAAGCAGCAAUUUGGCGUGUCUGAAGCUUCUACUGCAGCUGAAUGGGACCCCUGAAUUUUGCCUCAAGGACAGGAUGGACUUCAAGUUCCCUGAGGAGAUUAGGCAACCACAGCAUUUCCAGAAGGAGGACACCGCACUGAUCAUCUAUGAGAUGUUACAGCAAAUCUUUGGUAUUUUAAGAAGAGAUUUCUCCAGUACUGGCUGGAAUAAGACCAUCAUUGAGAAUCUUUCAGCUGAACUCUAUCAGCAGAUGGACCAUCUGGAGACAACCCUGGAGGAAAACAUGGAGAAAGAAAACUCCGUGUGGGAAAACAUGGUGACAAUUCUGCGCCUGAAGAACUAUUAUUUGAGGAUUGUCCGGUACCUGAAAGCCAAGGGCUUCAGCAAUUGUUCCUGGACUGUAGUCCAAAUAGAAAUCCUCAGGAACCUUUCCUUCAUUAUCAGACUCACAGGUUUCCUCCACAAUUGA
Chrysochloris asiatica (Cape golden mole) is the source of this 564-nucleotide messenger RNA. RefSeq names its product interferon, beta 1, fibroblast (gene IFNB1). NCBI's taxonomy places the organism in Eukaryota, Metazoa, Chordata, Mammalia, Afrosoricida, Chrysochloridae. The record is from RefSeq and is a predicted model, not a curated record. Gene Ontology annotation, cellular component: extracellular region. Gene Ontology annotation, biological process: defense response; B cell differentiation; T cell activation involved in immune response. Gene Ontology annotation, molecular function: cytokine activity; type I interferon receptor binding. The coding region runs from base 1 to 564 and encodes 187 amino acids. The transcript has a single exon.